AUGGACCCUACACCCGAAGCACUCGCAGCACACUCCUUCGAGUAUGAUGCCUCGGCUCUGGACAAGCCUCUAGCCGGGUUUCUUCAACGUUUCUACACCUUCUCCGAUGACAGAGAGAACGCGGAUGCUUGGGCCGCAUGCUUUUCUGAAGAUGGCAUCAUGAAAAAGGCCGCAACCAAUGUUCAAGGUCGCAUCAAGAUAUCCGAGGUGAAUCAAAACUCUUGGAAGGGCCAAUCAUCAAGAAAGCACACAGUGUUCAAGGUCUUCCCUUUCAGUCCUGGUAAUGCCGACGAGGUGAUGCUGUACGGGCAAAGCAACUACGUAUACGACGACGGGACGACAGGCGAGAUGGGAUGGGCGGCAAGACUGCAUUUUCAACGAUUUGACGACGGAAAGAUACUCAUUGACAUGUAUCACAUCUUCCCGCCGCAUAUCAAUCUCCAGGGUGGGUGGCCAACGCCUCGCCUGCAUCCAGUUGAAGCACUGGAGUCUGCAUCUGCGUCGCUAUUCCGCCAGAAAGACAUCAACAAGCAGCUCCUUUACGGCCCUGAGUUGGGGAGUGGCAGCCUACGGGAGUCAAUUGGAAGAUGGCUCAACGACUUUUACGCGCCAUCCGCAGGUUCCAUACCCAGCGAACGCAUUCUCAUCACGAAUGGCGCCUCCAACGGACUGGCGACCAUCCUCCAGAAGUUCACAGACCCCACUACGCGGGCCGUCUGGAUGGUUGAGCCGACUUAUUUUCUCGCUUGCCCCAUCUUCAGAGAUGCUGGUCUGAUGGGACGUAUCCGUGGCGCACCUGAGGGUGAAGACGGCGUGGACUUGAAAUUUUUGACCAAGGCACUCCAGGAAAUCGACGACUCUUGGCCAUCAGACGCUCCCUUGCCGCCAAGGAAGCUUACGAAAGCUGGCUACCCAAAGAUCUACAAACACAUCAUUUACCUUAUUCCGACCUUCUCAAACCCCAGUGGCAAGACUAUGAGCACGGAGAACCGGAAGAAACUUGUGCAGUUGGCACGCAAGCACGAUGCACUAAUUGUCACCGACGACGUGUAUGACAUGCUUAGUUGGAGCGCAGACGAUGAAGGCAGAAUGACGUCUGGGGGUGUAUCGCAAUGCCCCCCUCGAAUUGUUGACAUUGACAGAGAUAUGGAAGGUGUGACGGCGUUUGGAAACUCUAUGAGCAACGGAUCGUUUUCUAAGAUUGUGGCUCCGGGUAUGAGAGUGGGCUGGCUGGAGGGCACCCCAGACUUUAUUGCCGCCAUGGGAACUGUCGGGGCGAGCGUCUCAGGGGGCUGCCAGGGUCACUUCGCGUCUCUUGUGAUAGACCAGAUGUUGCAGAGCGGGGUCAUGGUGAAGCACAUCAAUGAGACUCUCAUUCCUGUGUAUCGCGAGCGUUACUUUGCCUUGACCAGUGCCAUCAAGAAUUUCCUUUAUCCCCUUGGCGUCAAGCUGGUUGGAGAGAAGAGCAGUGUCACAGUGGCCGGAGGCUUCUUCCUGUACGUCUCCUUUGGAGAGUACUCAGGAGAAGAGAUAGCACGGGUUGCGCUGGAGGAGUUCAACUUGAAGAUAGCUCCUGGGUCAAUAUUCGCUGUGCCUGAUGACCCACUGAGCGCGAACCGUGGCAAGUCGUCAUACUUCAAUGGUGCAAGGCUUUGCUGGGCUUGGCACGAGAAGGAAGAGAUUGUGGAGGGUAUUGAAAGACUGGCAGCUGCGAUCAGGAGAAUCAAGGAGACUGUAUAA
Colletotrichum karsti is the source of this 1740-nucleotide messenger RNA. Its product is annotated as aminotransferase. The transcript has 4 exons. Gene Ontology annotation, molecular function: L-2-aminoadipate:2-oxoglutarate transaminase activity; pyridoxal phosphate binding. Bases 1 to 1740 code for a protein of 579 amino acids. The record is from RefSeq and is a predicted model, not a curated record. NCBI's taxonomy places the organism in Eukaryota, Fungi, Ascomycota, Sordariomycetes, Glomerellales, Glomerellaceae. Gene Ontology annotation, biological process: biosynthetic process.